GUAAUUAUACUUUAAUUAAAUGCUGUAUUGGAAAAGAGAAGACAAAGACCCAAAUUUGAGGUUUCUCGUGACGGAUGGAUCACAAUUUACUCAUAUACUAUUUGAACCCCCCAAACAAAAGUUUACUUAGAUAUCACUGCUGGUUAAGCUCUUCCCCCUUGCAAUCCAACCAUAAAAGAUUUCUUUUUAAACUUUUAUCACACUUCUUAGUUGGUCAUUUCUCAGUUCCCCACAGAUUUGAGUGAUCCAAGCAGUAAAAUCAAGUUCUUUUUAAAAGGAAGAGUUUAAAGUUGUCGCAGCCUUUUAAUCUGUCUUUGAUCAUUGUUCUUAAGACUAGUUGCAUAUUGUGGCCAUGGAAUCUUGGGACCACUAACAAAGUAAUUUGCUUUUUGUCUGAUUUUAUUUCAUUGUGGACUAAGAGUCUAUUUUUUAGCCGAGGUAUGGUCUUUUAAUGUUUUUUAAUUUAUUGCUUUUCUUUAGUUUUUCCUGACAUUUUGGUUUAUUGGUUAAUAAAUUCAGCAAUGGAAUCCAUCUGCAUAUCGCUAAAGGCUACUGCAACCGCCAGUCCGGUUAAUAUCAGCCAAGGUCGUAGUAAUGGAGGCACUGUUUUCUGGGGUGAGACUAUUAGAGGAGGUUGGGAUUUUGGAACACAGUUAUCGAAGAGUUUGAGAGCUGAAAAUGGUGUCAAAAAAGCUAAACCGGGCGUUGCUUACUCUAUUAUCACCCCAGAAAUUAACAAGGAGACAAUGAAAUUUGAGACACCAAAGUUUGAGGCUCCACAAGCAGACCCAAAGAAUGUGGCUUCCAUCAUACUGGGCGGCGGUGCUGGGACGCGCCUCUUCCCUCUUACUAGCCAAAGAGCCAAGCCAGCCGUUCCAAUUGGAGGGUGUUACAGGCUGAUUGAUAUUCCAAUGAGCAACUGUAUCAACAGUGGGAUAAAGAAGAUAUUUAUCUUAACUCAGUUUAACUCCUUCUCCCUCAAUCGUCACUUAGCUCGUACUUACAACUUUGGGAAUGGUGUAAAUUUUGGAGAUGGUUUGGUUGAGGUUCUGGCGGCCACUCAAACACCAGGAGAAGCUGGGAAGAAGUGGUUCCAAGGAACUGCUGAUGCUGUGAGGCAAUUUGUGUGGGUUUUUGAGGAUGCCAAAGCCAAGGAUGUGGAGCAUGUAUUGAUAUUGUCCGGAGAUCAUCUUUACCGAGCAGACUAUAUGGAUUUUGUUCAGAAGCAUAUUGACUCAAAUGCUGAUAUCACAGUCUCAUGUUUACCAAUGGACGACAGCCGUGCAUCGGAUUAUGGAUUGAUGAAGAUAGAUGGAACAGGACGAAUUGUCCAGUUUGCCGAGAAACCAAAGGGCCCUAAUCUUAAAGCAAUGCAAGUUGAUACCUCCAUAUUAGGACUAUCAGCUCAAGAUGCUGCAAGAUAUCCGUACAUUGCAUCAAUGGGUGUGUAUGUGUUUAAAACUAGUGUCUUGUUAAAGCUUCUAACUCGAAGCUAUCCCUCAUGCAAUGAUUUUGGCUCUGAGAUUAUUCCGUCUGCUGUGAAGGAACACAAAGUCCAGGCAUAUUUGUUCAAUGACUAUUGGGAAGACAUUGGAACAAUAAAAUCUUUCUUUGAUGCUAAUUUAGCGCUCACAGAACAGCCACCAAAGUUUGAAUUUUAUGAUCCAAAGACACCUUUCUAUACAUCUCCAAGAUUCUUGCCUCCUACCAAAGUUGAUGAAUGCAAGAUUGUUGACUCCAUAAUUUCACAUGGUUGUUUCUUGCGAGAAUGUAGUGUUCAACACUCUAUAGUCGGUGUGCGCUCACGUUUGGAGUCCGGCGUUGAUCUUCAGGAUACCAUGAUGAUGGGAGCAGACUACUACCAAACCGAGUCCGAAAUAGCAUCUCUGCUAGCAGAAGGGAAGGUUCCUAUUGGUGUCGGACAGAAUACCAAGAUCAAGAAUUGCAUAAUUGACAAGAAUGCCAAGAUAGGAAAAGAUGUAAUCAUAUCAAACACUGAUGCUGUUGAAGAAGCUGAGAGACCAGAAGAUGGGUUUUACAUUAGGUCUGGGAUCACAGUGAUAAUGAAGAAUGCAACCAUCCGAGAUGGAACUGUCAUAUAAAACAUUUUAACUUUGAAUCCUUCCAGAGGCUGAUUCUGUUCUGUGCUGAACCGGUGAUGGAAAGCCGAGUCCAAGGGAAAAAUAUAUCUAGGACUUUAUGCUUAUGUAAAAUUCUGAAGUUCCUAUGUACUUUUCAACUAAGUUCAAACACCAUUUGUUUUAUUCGUCUCUUAGUAGCACAAACACAAGCUUACAGCAGAAAAUAAGCUGGUUCAUCAGAUUAGUACACAAUCACAGAAUGUAUCACUCUUUAGUUAAGAACAACUCAUUUUUAGAAGAGUUCAUCUAAUUGUAAACCCUAAAUAAAUAAAUAAAAAACUAGGACAUCAUCUUGAAA
Gossypium arboreum is the source of this 2439-nucleotide messenger RNA. Its product is annotated as glucose-1-phosphate adenylyltransferase large subunit, chloroplastic/amyloplastic-like. NCBI's taxonomy places the organism in Eukaryota, Viridiplantae, Streptophyta, Magnoliopsida, Malvales, Malvaceae. Gene Ontology annotation, biological process: glycogen biosynthetic process. The record is from RefSeq and is a predicted model, not a curated record. The transcript is spliced from 15 exons. Bases 522 to 2102 code for a protein of 526 amino acids. Gene Ontology annotation, molecular function: glucose-1-phosphate adenylyltransferase activity.